UAAUGCACCGGCGUAUCCCGGUGGUUGCCUAGUAACGCGCUGGCAGUGGGCGCCGUAGAGAGAUCUCUAUGGUGGGCGCUCCAUUAAAACCGUUGGCGCUCCUGACCUUGGCGUCGUGAAUGCGCAAAGCACACAGACUGUGCGAAGCAGGAGAUAAGAGUGAAGAUCUGCGCGUUUGAUACCGAAACCGGAGAAAUAUUCCACUCACACUCACACUCACACACACGCACGAAACAUAUUGUUUUAUGUAACUGACGGGCAUAGUAUGGAGGAAAUCUCGAGAUGGAGCGCGUCUUAGCUUGUGAAUAAGCAGAUCUGUGUUCCCUGCAAUGAAAGCUGGAAGUGGGGGCGCUCGAUACCUGGUUGAGGUGUAUUCGGAUUUUAUAACUGUCAGAUCUAAAGGCGCAGUGAGUGAUGUCUGGUUGACAGGGUCAGUGCAGAGGGACUGAAUAGACACUAAAGUGUGCAUUUGUGUUGUGCAAGGGCACCAUCUUGCCCAGACCAUGUGGCUGGCUACAUUUAGAGACCAUCUGUUGCCUCCACACCUGCUACAUCGGCAAGGGACUGUAACCAUCACCCAUUGUGCUCUUCUUUGGUGGAUAUUAUGUUCCUGCUGGUCACUGACCAGGGCAACGAGCCAGAAAUUCUACCCAACUGUGACCACCCAGUAUGGGAAACUGCGCGGCCUCAGGGUUCCAGUGCCCAGUGAGGUCCUCAGGCCAGUAGAUCAGUAUCUCGGGGUCCCGUAUGCUGCCCCACCUCUGGGCGAGAAGCGUUUCAUGCCCCCUGAUCAGCCCUCCUCCUGGUCAGGUAUCAAGAACGCUACCCACUUCAUGCCCGUCUGCCCUCAGAACAUCCACAACACUGUGCCAGAGAUUAUGAUGCCAAUAUGGUUCACCUAUAACCUGGACACAGUGGCCACAUACAUUCAGGAUCAGAGCGAGGACUGCCUGUAUCUAAACAUCUACGCUCCAACAGAUGAUGGGAGCCAACACAAGAAAAAAGGGGCGGCUGAGAUACAUAUAUCUGAAGAUAUAAGGGACUCCGAAGCGCGGCCCGUGAUGGUCUACAUCCAUGGAGGCUCCUACAUGGAGGGCACCGGCAACAUGAUGGACGGCAGCGUUUUGGCCAGUUAUGGAAAUGUUGUCGUCGUCACGCUCAACUACAGAAUUGGAAUACUAGGCUUCCUCAGUACCGGUGACCAGGCAGCAAAAGGAAACUACGGACUCCUGGACCAGAUUCAAGCCCUACGCUGGAUAAGUAAAAAUAUCGGGUACUUUGGAGGAGACCCCAGUCGCAUCACGGUUUUUGGAUCUGGAAUUGGUGCUUCCUGCGUCAGUUUGCUGACUCUAUCCCACCACUCAGAGGGUCUGUUCCACAGAGCCAUCAUCCAGAGUGGUUCAGCGCUGUCCAGCUGGGCUGUCAACUACCAGCCAGUCAAGUACACUCGCAUGCUUGCUGAGAGGGUUGGCUGCAAUGUGUUGGACACAGUAGACAUGGUGUCCUGCCUGCAGAAGAAAAGUGCUAAAGAGCUGGUUGAGCAAGACAUCCAGGCUGCCCGUUACCGUGUGGCUUUUGGCCCUGUCAUUGAUGGCGAUGUCAUCCCAGAUGACCCAGAGAUCCUGAUGGAGCAGGGCGAGUUCCUUAACUAUGAUAUAAUGCUGGGUGUUAAUCAGGGAGAGGGCCUGCGCUUUGUGGAGAAUGUGAUGGACCUGGAAGACGGUGUGUCUGGCAGCGACUUUGACUUUGCUGUGUCCGACUUUGUGGACAGUCUGUAUGGCUACCCAGAAGGAAAAGACACACUGAGGGAGACAAUCAAAUUCAUGUACACAGACUGGGCUGACAAGGACAACCCAGAGACUAGGAGGAAGACCCUGGUGGCCCUCUUCACUGACCACCAGUGGGUGGAGCCGUCAGUGGUAACGGCUGACCUACACGCCCGCUACGGCUCGCCCACCUACUUCUACGCCUUCUACCACCACUGCCAGAGCCUUAUGAAGCCAGUGUGGUCAGAUUCAGCGCAUGGAGAUGAGGUGCCUUAUGUAUUUGGCAUCCCCAUGGUGGGCCCAACUGAUCUCUUCCCCUGUAAUUUCUCCAGGAAUGAUAUCAUGCUCAGCGCUGUGGUUAUGACUUAUUGGACCAACUUCGCGAAAAGUGGGGAUCCUAACAAGCCAGUGCCACAGGACACCAAGUUCAUCCACACCAAGGCCAACCGCUUUGAGGAGGUAGCCUGGUCCAAGUAUGACCCCUAUGACCAGCUGUACUUGCACAUUGGCCUGAAGCCUCGUAUCCGUGACCAUUACCGUGCAACCAAAGUAGCCUUCUGGAAACACCUGGUGCCCCAUCUCUACAACCUCCAUGACAUGUUCCAUUACUCCUCCACCACCACCAAGGUCACACCACUGGAUCCCACCCAGUCAAAUGGCAAGAGGUCUGGGGGCACUGGACGCCCCCCUUUAUCCACUGCCCACAGUAGCGGAGAAGGAGGGAGAGAGAUGGGUCCUCUGAUCAUGCCAAACCCGAGAGAUUACUCCACAGAGCUCAGUGUCACUAUUGCUGUCGGGGCAUCACUGCUGUUCCUCAACGUUCUGGCCUUUGCUGCUCUGUACUACCGCAAGGACAAGCGCAGCCGCCAGGACACUUCACAGCAGCCCAGUCCGCAGCGUGAAAGCAAAGGCAACAAUGCAAGCCACACCACAACAGUAGACGAGACCUUGUCAUCCCAGCAAAGGAACCAGUGCGAAGCCCUUCACAAUCCUCUCCAUGUCUCGCCCAGUUUGGACUAUACGCUCAGUCAGCGCCGCUCCCCUGACGACAUCCCUCUAAUGACCCCCAACAACAUCACCAUGAUCCCCAACUCCCUAAUGGGCCUUUCCAACAUGAGUCCAUACAGCACCUUUCCCGCUGGCUACAGCUCUGCAGGCCUGCCCAGCACCCACUCUACCACAAGGGUAUAACCUGGCAGCCAGACAGAGAUGAGAAAUGUGACAUAGAUGAAAAAUGGAAAUGUAAAGCUGUAUUUAGGAUGUGUAGGUAAAAUAGGAUUUAAUAUGUAUGUUCUGUCUUUUUCCAAAGGUGUACAACCGCCAACAUCCUGCCUUUGCUUUCUCAUAAUAGGAAGUCUAACUGCAGAGUCAUUUUAUAAUAAUCAUUUUCAAAGGCAGUCAAAAAGAAAAAGUGCAUUUCAUUUUCCACUUUGGCUUUUUUGGAACUUUACCUAGCAAGAACUUAGUAUAAUGUUUGUACAGUUGGAUUUGUAUGGGAAGUUUUUCUUACUCUGUGAUAUCUAUUUUGAUCUCGUGGAACAAAGUGACAUUACAACUCAUGGUGGACAAAGAUGAGAUCUGGGAGAAGCAUAAAAGCAGUAUUAUUAUUACUAUUAUCAAGCUAUUUUAUACAUAUUUCUCAUGGUACAUUGCUUAUUAUGAAAAUGUAUUUUUACUGUAAUUACUUUAAAAUGCCUUGUACAGCACAUCGCUUACAUGAGGAAUUACUGUGGAGUCAUGCCAACAAUGGAUUGAAGUUUUACUGGUCACAUGUGUUAAAACUGUCCAAUUUACCCAAAAUGUUUCUAUCUGGUAGUGCAAAUUAUAGCACUGUGUGUGUGUGUGUGUGUGUGUGUGUGUGUGUGUGUGUGUGUGUGUGUGUGUGUGUGUGUGUGUGUGUGUGUGUGUGCGUAUGUGUGUGAGUGUGGCUUGGUUUGUGAGAGUGUGGUGCGAGUGUGUGGCUGACAGCUGCAGUACAAAAAUGUAAAUUAGGCACUGGUUGAAAUUAACCAUUGGGUUUUGCAUAUGUAGUAUUGUGUAAUUUAUUGUAGUCUAUUUGAGUAACCUUGCUAUAUUAUUGUUUUAUGUGCUUUUCCAUUUUUGCUUAGUACAUCGUAGCAAUAGAUCUUCUGCUUCACUAUUAAGAGAAAAUUGCUUAAGAUGUGUUUUUCCUACUCUAACCAAACUCAUGGUUCUUUUGGCUUGGCUUGUUUGUACAGAAUAAACUUAGACCAACAUUUUAUUUGUCGUUUGUUUAUGAAAAGCCUACUGUAAGGUCUUCAGAGAGAUGACUGUAAUUACAUUGUAACUGUAUGUAUACCAAUUCAGUUAUUCACAUUUAAAAAGCAGUUUUAUGAACCUUGCAGAAUAUUGCUCCCUCUCCAAGUGGUUUGGACCCCUUGUCAAGCUAAACCCAGGGGUCAUUCUGUACUGAAUGGACACGAUGGACCUCAAGCUUUGCGAUUUGAGUUCUUUGAACCUAUAAAAUUGUUUACUGGUAAUCUAAAUGAGAUGGCUAUUAAAAGAUUUUUGGAACUAAA
Messenger RNA from Oreochromis aureus, 4306 nucleotides. It is a transcript of the gene nlgn3b, whose product is annotated as neuroligin 3b. The transcript has 7 exons. Gene Ontology annotation, cellular component: synapse; postsynaptic specialization membrane; cell surface. NCBI's taxonomy places the organism in Eukaryota, Metazoa, Chordata, Actinopteri, Cichliformes, Cichlidae. Gene Ontology annotation, molecular function: signaling receptor activity; neurexin family protein binding. The coding region runs from base 504 to 2957 and encodes 817 amino acids. Gene Ontology annotation, biological process: modulation of chemical synaptic transmission; presynaptic membrane assembly; postsynaptic membrane assembly. The record is from RefSeq and is a predicted model, not a curated record.